AUGCCGCGAUUGCGGCAGGCGCUGCUCUUCCAAGGUCUCGAGGGCGCCGCGAGCAAGGCACGCGACGAGGCAACGGGGGCCAAGUUCACCGAGCCGCCCAAGCCGAAGAGCAUCACCGCCCUGCAGGGCCAACAUAAGAAGCUUGAGGGCCAGCACCAGAAGGCGCUCGCCAAGGUCCUCGAGCUCGAGGAGCAGCGCGCCAAGCUCGACAAGCAUAUCAGCGACGCCAAGGAGUCCGUCGCAGAGCUCAAGGUCAAGCUGGAGAACGCCGACGCCGAGAUCGAAUCCCGCCACGCAGCGGGGGUGCUCGGGGACGGCUUCAAAGGCUUGGCCAAGGUGCUCGAGCAGUUCAAGGCUACGGCGGUCGACAGUCAGGCUGUCCUCCAGGACCUCACCCAGCUCCAGGAUGCCGUCAAAAAGGAGCAGGAGACCCUCGACGCGGCUGCCGCUCCUGAAGCACCUGCUGGUGAUUCUCUGGCAGCAGCGGCGGGGAUGGCCACGCGUGCGACGCUGACGGCGCAGGCCGAGGCGGGUCUCCAAGGUGAGGGGCCAGCGCAGAGGCCAGCAGCCGACACCACCUUCGUCCAGGAGACGCGGGUUCGUGAAGGCGGACGUGAGGGAGUCCAGCGCUGGCGUCGUAAGCGCGGCAUCGACUUCGACCUGGCAGCUGGGCUCAGCACGGGCGAGGGGCCACAGGCCGUCUCAGGUGAAGUAGGUAUCGGGGUUCGACAGCAGUUCGCUGUCGCCGCGCUCGCCACCAAGUGCAUGCAGCCUCACCGCGUACUCAGCCGGGUGGUCAACCUAGGUGACAGGCUCGCCAUCGACCUCGCGUCUGUGUACCUCCGCGAUGGCGAGGACAUGAGUGAGGCUAACGGAGUCGCAACGUGGGCUGCGUCGGCUGGAGGUUUUGCACUACACGCUGGAGCGGCUACUUGCAGGGCGGGGGCCUUGACGGAGCCCGAUUUCGCGGUCAUCGCCGACGAGCUCCGGCCGUUCGUGUUCAACCAUGGGCCAGUCCUCGAGGCCCCCACUUGGCCCCGCAGUCCAGUGCUGCUCGAGGCCGCCAUGGAGGAAUGGCUGCAGCGCGCCAAGGACUACCUUCUCCCGCUGUUCGACUUGCACGGUGACGAGGCCAAUAAGUUCUCGAGCAGGGCCGUGGGCGUGCGCUUCGUCAAGGCGCCGCUGGCCGACGCCACCCGUUGCCGCUGGGCGCAGUUCAGCUCGCGCGCCACCCGCGCCUGGGGCGGCCUGGUCAGCCUGACGCAGCGUGCCGACCUGCUGGCGGCAAGAGGGGCGGACCCCCACAGCCUGCAUAGCCUGCGCGGUCGCCUCGUCGCGACGCGCAUCCCCGUCUGCGACGGCAGCGAAGCCCCCCUGGGCAGGUGCGAGCUGGCCAUUGCGGCCACCUCAGGUGGCGCAGCCAUCGAGCGCGCUCGGGCUCGGCAGCAGGCCAGCCAGCGCAACGAUGCAGCAGCCGCCUGCAAGCAGUGGCAGGCGGCCCUUGUCAGCGUUGACGACGACGACCUCGCACCCCCCGUCAACGGCGACGAGGCGGUGGAGCACUGUCUCAAGGAGUGGCCCCCCCUCUGGCUGGACACUCGCCGCAGGGGUGGCCUCGAGGAAGAUGCCGGCUGGGGCGCCUCUGAGCUGCUGCCCAACCUCGAGGUGGACGACCUCAGAUUCCUGCUCAAGCGGUGCGGUCGCUGGGCGGGCUUGGGAUGGGAUCAGCUACAUCCGAGGCGCUUGCUCCUAGUGGCCGAGCCCUUCCUGCGCGGGCUCAUUGAGGUUCGGGCCAGCCGGGGGGACACGCCCGCAGCCUACCUUGAGUGGCUGUCGGUCAUCGUCUUCCGAACCGAGCCCGAUGGUGGCAGGAGGCUGAUAGCUCCCACAUGUCUGCAGCUGCGCCUCUGGCCAGCCCUGCGCGGGCCCAUCGUCAGGACGUGGGGGGCGCAGCACCGCGAGGCCUGGUACAUCGGAGGGGAGCUCAACACGUGCGAACGGGCUGGUUGGGCCCACCAGACCUUCGCGGCCCUGGGCCUACACUGGCACUGUGCUGGGCGACCUACGCACGCUCUACGAGAACAACGCGCAUGGGACUGGAUGCGCUACCUCGUGGAUGGGACCUUCAGCCGAGAAGCGACAGCCUGCCUCGAGAAACUGAAUGAGCACAACUUGGGAUUUGAUCGGGAACGCUCCCAGCUGGCUGGCUCUCUGAAGGCCAUAAGGGCAUUGUUCGACGUGGACACAUAUGAUAACGAUUCAUAUUGGCUUGAUUUGAAGGACCAGAAGAGGCGUGAUAACCGCAAGGGCCUCGCGCUGGCCGGUGCCGUGGCCCUCGCGGCCGUGCCCUGCCUCGUCGCGCGCUCGCGGGCGCCCGCCGGGGCCCACGGCGAGCCGGCGCGCGCCGCGCCCGUACGCGCGCUCUUCGUCUCCGUCGCCGAGGCCCCGUGGCCGCCGCGAGACCUCGCCGCCGCCGGACACUGA
This is a messenger RNA of Prorocentrum cordatum, 2484 nucleotides long. The record is from the annotation of a GenBank genome assembly. Lineage: Eukaryota; Dinophyceae; Prorocentrales; Prorocentraceae.